This is a messenger RNA of Schistosoma guineensis, 4668 nucleotides long. The record is from the annotation of a GenBank genome assembly. NCBI's taxonomy places the organism in Eukaryota, Metazoa, Platyhelminthes, Trematoda, Strigeidida, Schistosomatidae.
GCAUUAUUCCAACACAUUAGAGAUCCCACAAGAUACGACUUAAGAAACUCUUCCUCUCUUUUAGAUUUAGUCUUCACACACGGUGAGGACGUUGGUCAAACGGCUUUUCUCCAACCACUUGGGAGAAGUGACCAUGCAGUCAUCUUAUUCAAAUUCAUGGCUGAAAUUGCUUCUCAAACAAUCGCGCCGGCCCGUCCUAACAUAUGGAAGGCAGAUAUGCAGGCAAUUGACUCCGCAGCAUCGGCUGAGAACUGGGAAAUUGACUCAAAGGCAUCAGUACAAGAGGCAUGGACUCUAUUCAGACAGUUAUACAAUCGGGUAACUCAACCAUAUAUACCCUGGACUGUCCCAAAGAAAAAGAAGCACGGACAUCCCUGGUUAGGGCGGGAUAUUCGACGCUUACUAAGACAAAAGAAGAAAUGCUGGGAUGUUGCCAUCCGCCUUGGCACAGCAGAUACGAUGGAACACUACAGAUCGAUAAGAAACGUGUGUAUAACGAAAAUUCGGGAAGCGCAAAGAAAAUACGAAAUGCAGCUGGCAGAAUCUGCACUCAAGCAGCCCAAGAGGAUAUUCUCGUACAUAAACUACAGAACAAGGACUCAUCACUGGAUUCCCAACCUAAUUAAAGUAGGAAGUGAAUCUGAAAUGAUAGAGGAAGAUCAGGAAAAAGCUGAGAUUAUGGCUGACUACUUUGGGGCAGUUUUCACUCAGGAACCUCCUCUAGAGAAAGAACCAGACCCAAUUACAGAGUCAACAAACCAGCUGCUCACCGUGGACUUCGACCAAAACGAUGUGCUUAAGGCUCUUAGCACCCUAAACACGGAGAAGUCAACAGGACCAGAUGAACUACACCCUAAAAUCUUGAGACAUAUUGCCGAAUAUAUCGCAGCCCCACUGACUGUGAUAUUCAAAAUGUCACUUGACCAAGGUGUGUUACCUAUGGACUGGAAGGACGCAAUCGUCACUCCCAUACAUAAAACUGGUCUACGACAAGUUCCAUCAAAUUACAGACCCGUAAGCCUCACCAGUGUUGUUAUUAAAAUACUGGAAAGGAUAAUCAAACGGACCAUAACAGCAUUUAUGGAAACCAAUAACUUGCUGAACAUGGCACAACAUGGUUUUAGAAAGGGUCUAUCCUGUACAACGAACCUCCUUAUAGCUAGGGAGCUCUGGAUUAAUGCGCUAGACAACGGAAACUCAGUGGAUGUUGUCUACAUAGACUUCAGUAAGGCUUUUGACAAGGUGCCAACUAAUAGACUGCUAUUGAAGUUGGCAAACCUUGGUAUUGCCGGACCUCUUUUAAAAUGGAUUAAGGAUUUCCUAGUAGGUCGUAGACAAAAAGUAAGAAUAAAUUCCAAGUGCUCCAUCUGGAGACCAGUACUUAGUGGAGUACCCCAAGGUUCCGUCCUAGGUCCUUUACUUUUUAUAAUGUACGUUAAUGAUCUUACAAGUAUAGUACAGUCUCCAAUGUUAUUAUACGCUGACGAUGUAAAAAUUUGGCGAGUAAUAACUGGAGACACAGACACAUUUACUCUUCAGGCGGACUUAAAUAAUAUGAUAAACUGGUCUAAAGAGUGGCUAAUGCCUAUCAACUCGGAAAAGUGUGUCUACAUGCACUUGGGGGAUUCAAAGGUUAAUACGUACAACAUAGGAGAUGUGUCAUUACCCGUAGUCCGGUCUCAUAAGGACCUAGGGGUGACCGUGAGCAAUGAUCUUAAGACGACGGCCCAUUGCCGGGAGGUCGCAGUUAAGGGGUUUCGAACCCUCUGGGCUUUAAAAAGGACAUUCACUAAGCUUGAUACUACCAUGUUCACCACAUUAUACACAUCCUUAGUGAGAACUAAGUUAGAGAACUGUGUUCAGGCUGCAAGCCCCUGUUUAAAAGGUGACUCAGACAUACUAGAAAAGGUACAGAGGGCAGCUACGCGUGCGAUUCCGGAACUCCGGGGUUUAUCAUAUGAAGAGCGGCUUGAAAAACUGAACCUCUUUACUCUGUCCUAUCGCAGACUAAGGGGAGAUCUAAUAUUGAUGUACAGAAUACUGAGAAAUGAUUUCGGACCUAACUUAUUCUCUCUCUUUCUUCCCACUAGAUCGGGACACCUCAGAGGACAUAGUAGGCGAGUAGAAAAGCCAAGAACGAACAAAAUACCUCUGGCAUACAGGUUUUCACACCGAGUCAUCAAUACUUGGAACCUGCUGCCUGAAGCAGUGGUAUCGGCACCUUCAAUUGACUCUUUCAAGAGAAGACUGGACACUCACAGAAGCAUACUAGAAAAGGAAUAACAUAGGCCGUAGGCCUUCUGUCCUUACUACACAAAUCUGAAUCUGAAAUGUUAACGUAUUAUUACAAAAUGACCACGACUUCACGUUAUCCUACCAUACGGUGAUAAAGUUAGCAUACUAAGCUACCAUAGACGUGAGUAUACAGUAAUGCAUAUGAAAAUACUCAAUAAGAACAGAGGAAAGCAUGAUGAUAUUACGUGGGGUUUUAGUUUGGUAGUCUGAUUUGAUUUUUCAGAAGUCAAAUUAGUCUCGAAAUGGAAAUAUGUGGGAGUUAUACUCUUUCUUGUUCACAUAGAUAUAAAAAUAAUUGUUUUUCAUCGUGUCACUAUUCAGAAAUAUUGAUCUAACGUAGUAUGAUCAUUUGUAGCUGGUUGUUUAUUAGUUAUCUGCGUAAUAAUAUACAUACAGCUUGGGACAGUCGUACCAGUUCAAUUUUUUGUACGAGUAUGGUAUUAGGACGAAAUUAAAAUAACUGACGGAUUUGUUUAGAUAAUCGAAAAACAAUAUUAGAACGUGCAAACAGUUUCGACAUAGCGAAUCUAUUAAAGUCCUCUAACGGUUGCUCUGCUUGUGAAUCUAAGAAACGACAUACAAAUCCGCUUAUAUAGACAAAUCACUCGCUUUAUCGAAUCCCUAUGAAGACCAAGGUUAUUUUUUAGGAGUUCUCAUACUAUUCUUGGUUAGGCUUUCGGAUUUAGGGUUAGGAUUGAAAGGUUCAAUUUUGGAUUUUCACCAUCGGCUGAAAUCAGUUAUAAUGCAAAAAACUGCUUUGUAGUUGCAUAGCUAUGAAAAUCUUAAAAGGCACUAUAAUUAGUUCGUCCAUAAACUAUAAUGCUGAUAGGUCGAUGUUUAUUUUUGAACCAAGAUUGAAAUUUAAGAAUGGUAUUUAUUUGCUUGCUAUAUAAAAUAUACUGAAAAGGGAUUGAACAUUUAGUAUGUUUAAUAAUAUCACGUUUACUCCAUUGUAGCGGAAAUAGUUUUUCGUCACCAUUUUAGAUUUUCUGAGCACUAUAGAAAACUAUUUUUACUGCUUGUCAUACUUGCUAACGUGAUAGUCGCAUUCUUGGUUCUGAUUAGUUCGCCCCUAAACUGUACUUUCGCCUAAUGUUUCGCAAUUUAUAGCACGAGAACUUAAGGUCGAUAACAACAGCGAAACUAAGUUAGGCGAAAAUAGUGAAUGGAUGUCAUUAAGUUAUUGGCUCAUAAGAUGUUUAUAAUCAGAAUGAACAUGAAAGAUAAGCACAUCUGAUCAUAGUAAAAGCUUAUGAGUCAUGAUUUAUGUAGUCGUAGUCAUUUUUUAAACCGGAAUCCACUGGUCAAAGUACUAUGUGGCUAUUUGACUGUAUGUAUUCUAAUCGUCUUCUUUUGGUGCUUAGCCACGUUUUUCAUAUUAAAAUAAGCUACUGUUUAAGAUCAUCGGUACUAUUGAUUUCCGACUUUUCUAUUGGAUGUUUGUAAACAAUCCCUGAUCGAUCAAUGCCUUUAUUUGUCUUUUCAUUUCCAAACUACUGAACGUUUUUUACACUUAAAACUGAUCGAACCAUAUGAUAAAUGUUAGCAACCUUUUAUUUAUGAGAAUGCAUUAUCUAGACGUUGGGACUGCAUGCUAAAAACACUGUCCUUGUUUCUCAUGUUUGGUUUUGUUGACAUACACUACUCAUUUAUCCCUAAAGAAUCAAUUUCAUCCAUUUUCUAUGCUUGAUAUAUUUAUUUGUUUAUUUAGUAUACAGCCUUUUCCUUCUACAUCUCCAUAAUAUUACCAGUUCAUUUUGUGUGGGGAAUUAUUUCGAUCCCCUGUUGUAUCGGAAUUGUCAGGUGUAGUAAGUAGAUAAAAAUGAAGAUCAUUUGUUGGGUGGAUUUUUAAGCGCGGAAAUAAUACAGCCCUUUAAGUAAAUCCCACUUUUGUUCAAUUGACAAGUAACUAACCAUAUUUGAAAUCCUAGCUGUUUUCACACCGUCCACUGCCUAAAGACUCCGCAAUCUGUCAUGAUAAACAAAAAGGCUGUCAUUUUGUGCACGUCAUUAAACUGGUACCUUUUUAGCUCCUCAUAGGUCUAUUUGUAACAACCAACGGUUGUGUGGUAAAUGUUUUCGACAUAGCACAGUUAAGUUUUGGUCAAUGAGUCAUAUAUAGCAGUAGACCUGGUACGACUAUUUUGGUUCAAUUCGCUGCACUACGCAGCACAUCGAAGGAGGAAAUUAUCAAUGUGAGGGGUCAAGAAAGUGAAAACUAUCAGUCAUUGCGAUAAGCGUACAUUUGAAAUAAUGUUCAAAAGCAACAAAACUAAGAAUAAGAAAUAUGAAGUGAAAUCAAGCUUAUAUUUUAAAAAGAAAUAGAAAAUAAAUUUGUCUUUGCUACUGUAACUGACAUUAGUUAUGUCACAA